Molecule: messenger RNA, 2038 nt
Organism: Mytilus californianus (California mussel)
Lineage: Eukaryota; Metazoa; Mollusca; Bivalvia; Mytilida; Mytilidae
Product: glutamate decarboxylase 1-like
Exons: 14
Coding region: 218-1855 (545 amino acids)
Biological process (GO): carboxylic acid metabolic process
Cellular component (GO): cytoplasm
Molecular function (GO): pyridoxal phosphate binding; carboxy-lyase activity
Source: RefSeq, a predicted model, not a curated record
UUCAUGUUAAAAAUGACUGUGAGAGCAACACAAUCUGGUUACGGAUAUUGACACGACUUGUUCAUAAUACGGUUUAAAGUAUAAGCUUUCAAUGUGUACAUGCAUACGACAGCUGUCAGUAGUCCAAUGGUAUCGUACACAGACUUCAGUAUAUGUUGGUUAUUGAUAUACGCAUACAAUUCGAUCAUUUCAAUUGACAUUCAUUUUUUAGAGGAAUAUGGCCUCGGAUUUAUGGAAAAAAGUAAAAAAAAGAUUUCGUAAUACAGUUAUGGAAAACACAGAAGCAGGGAAUUUGGUCCAAUCAAAAGAAAGUCGGGACAGAUUGAACAAUCCAAAGAGUUUUGAACAAAAUGUAGACUGGACAGAUUUUGAAAAAUACUUUGCAAAAGAUAUGCAAACAGAAAAAACUGGAGAGUUACGCAAUCGAUUCCUAAAUGAACUGGUCAGGUUGUUAGAUAACUACUUACAGUCGGAACACAAACGUACUUCAAAAGUACUCGACUUUCAUCAUCCACAUCAAUUGAAAGAGAUAAUGGAGCAUUGUUUGAUAAUUGACAAGGACCCAAAGAGUUUGGAGGAAGUACUCAGCGACUGUAGAGAAACUCUAAAAUACUGUGUUAAAACGGGGCAUCCUCGGUUUCUUAACCAGCUAUCUACUGGAUUAGAUAUUGUUGGUAUAGCUGGGGAGAUGUUAACGUCGGUGGCUGACACGAACAUGUUCACGUACGAAGUCGCUCCUGUAUUUACCCUUAUAGAGGAUAUUGUUCUAACGAAAAUGUUAGGAUACAUUGGUUGGUAUGAUGGGGAAGGAAUGUUUGCUCCAGGAGGAGCUAUCUCUAACCUUUAUGGUAUGUUGUCGGCUCGACACAAACGAUUUCCAAGAGUAAAAUAUUCAGGGAUGUCAAGUAAAGGAGAUAUAGUUGUUUUCACAUCUGAACAGAGUCAUUUUUCUAUCAAUAAAGCUGCCAUGUUGCUUGGAAUUGGUCAGGACAACGUAAUCGCAGUAGACUGUGAUUCAAAUGGGAAAAUGAAGGUAGAUGUCUUGCGUUCAAAAAUAAAACUCUCCAUUGCAAACCAACAAACUCCUUUGAUGGUAAAUGCGACAUGUGGAACAACAAUUCUGGGAUCUUUCGACCCGGUUGAAAAAAUUGCCGAUGUAUGUGAAGAGUUUGGGAUGUGGCUACAUGUAGACGGAGCUUGGGGAGGUGGUGCUUUAUUGUCUGACAAACACCGCUACUUGUUGAAAGGAAUCCAUAGGGCUGAUUCAAUGACAUGGAAUCCACACAAGAUGAUGGGUACACCUUUGCAAUGUUCAGCUAUUUUGUUGAAGGAAAAGGGUGUUUUACUUGAUGUCAACCAAACUGGUGCAACAUACCUAUACCACAAAGACAAACAUUAUGAUACAAGCUUUGACACUGGUGACAAGUCUAUACAAUGUGGACGUCACAAUGAUGUCUUCAAAUUAUGGUUAAUGUGGAGGUCAAAGGGUGAUAAUGGCUUUAAAGAUCAAAUUGAUUUGUAUUUCACAUUGUCAAAAUAUCUUGUCAGUGAAAUAAAGAAGAGACCACGUUUCCAGCUUGUUUUGGAAGAGAUAGAAGGGCCAAAUAUAUGUUUCUGGUAUAUACCUUCGAGUAUUGUCAUUACAGACGAACACGAUGAAAGGAAAACACACCUGAACAAGAUUGCACCGAGUUUAAAAGCCCUUAUGAUGGAAAAGGGUACCAUUAUGGUCACUUAUCAGCCUCUCGGAGAUCUACCAAACUUCUUCCGCAUAGCCAUCUCAAACCCAGCAAUAAAAAAAGAAGACCUCGAUUUUGUUUUAAACGAAAUUGAAGAACUAGCUAAAUGUUUAUAAAAUGUGCUAAAUAAAAUUGCGAAUAAUGAAACUGUUACUUAGUUUUGACAGACAGAUUAAUGUCGUCAUACAAUGAAGUGUUUAGAAUAUAUGGACAAGCGUUUUCGAAACUUGUAAUCUGAAACGAUUGUUUGGCAUCUUUUUAUUUCUUUUGUUGCAUUUUAUUUAAAGGUCAUUUAGUGA